AUGUCGAAUUAUUCGAAGAUAUGGAGAAAUGCCGGCAGCAUCUGUACGACAUUUUUAAUUUGUUCACGGCAGCAAAAAGAAUUUGUUUCCCUUGUUCAUCAGUUACCUCACAUUUCAAAAAUAUACAUUCACGAUCCGAACGAGCAGAAUGAUCACACUUGGAUAUUAGAAUAUCCGAAGAGUGAAGUCAAAGGCCAUCCAACUGUCUCAUCAUGGCCAAAAUUUAUUAAUUUUCUUCUUCAAGUUCCCUAUCCGAAAACGAUCUGUCGCCUGCGAUUGGUUACCAAACUUAAAGCCUAUUACCGUAAAAGUUCGGCAAACGUGAAUACGUUAAAUGAGUUUCAAGAUACGUAUACAUCUGAUCAAGCUAUACAGUGGUACACGCGCAAUUCAUUUCUUUAUCGACUUCUUAAUCAAUCACUGCGUCAAAAAAAUGCCGGUCUAGCAUUUCUAUUCGGAUUCUACAUUCAAGAUCUUUAUCGAGAACUCGAAAAGAAACAUGAAAAAUUCAUUCGCGAAGAACCGAGGAUAUCGACAUUUUAUCGUGGACAAAUUAUGAACAGACAUGAAGUGGAACAAUUUCGAGAAACAUUAUUUCCCUACAUAUCGAUCAAUAGUUUUUUUUCAACAGCACGAGAUCGAACACCAGCAACAUUCUUCCUAGGUCCAUCACAGCCUGAAGAUAAACUUCAAAGUGUUCUGUUUGAAAUUGAAGUCGAUACCCAAAUGAAAUCUCGUCCAUACGGUGAUCUUUCAUCUGAAACAUACAUGAAGGAUGAAUCCGAGAUUUUGUUCAUGCCUGGUACACAGUUUAAAAUUCAAUCAGCCCAAUACGAUGCGACUGAACAAUUCUGGAUAAUUAAAUUAAAGCUAAUUCGCGAUCAUGCUGUUUUCAAAUGCUUCCAAAGUACAUCAGAAAGGCGAACACUGAAAAACUGCAUUACCGGUUCAUUGCAUACGCUUUGCACUGAAAGUACAAAAUAUAUUUUCGAUGAACUGAUGUAUUUAUAUCCAACAGAAAAAUGGAUUUUAGGUGUAAAAAAAGGUGUGUAUUGGAUGGAUGGUAGUUGUAUGUAUCUGGCAAAUUACGAAGCAGCACUAAAAAUCUGGAUGGAGUUUGCGCACGAUAGGGAAUUAAACUCUUUGUCUGAUAUGGCACGACUUCAUAAAAAUAUUGGAGGAAGACUAAAGGAAGGCUCGCAAUUGGCAGUAGAACAUGUUAAAUGUGCUUAUCUAUUUAUUGAUAUUAACGAGACUCUCUACUGCUCGAGUGAUAAUAGAAAUAUAGUUAUUAAAAUAUCACUUAACAGCACUGCAAACACUGCACCCUCAAUCGCAGCGGGAAAUGGAACAAAUGGAUCAAAUGCAUACAUGCUUUCCAGUCCCCUUGGAAUUUGCGUCGAUGCAAAUUUAAAUCUAUAUGUUGCUGAUUUCAACAACAAUAGAAUUCAACAAUUUCGACCAAAUGAAUUAAACGCUACUACCGUAGUUGGAACGUCCGGAACAAUGGUACUCAAUGGUCCGUCAGAUAUUCUACUGGAUGCAGCCGGAUAUUUAUUCAUUGUCGAUCACAAAAACAAUCGUAUUGUUGGAUCUAGUUUGAACGGUUUUCGAUGUAUAGUUGGAUGUUCGGGGGUGGUUGGAGCUGGGUCCGAGCAAUUGAACUAUCCGUAUAGCUUCAGUUUCGAUAGUUACGGUAACUUCUUCGUCGCCGAUACUUACAAUCAACGAAUUCAAAAGUUUACUUUAGCUACAAAUUCUUGCGGACUUUCUUACAACCGACCGAAGAUUUCCUCUUGUACAACAUGGAAUUCUAACGGUGUAACUAUCGGUGAUAACGACACAUUCGGUGCAUUACCUGAUAGCGUUUAUGUAGAUAUUAAUAAUACUCUCUACGUUGCUGCACCAAUUCUGAAUCGGAUUCUGGUAUGGCCUGAAGACAGCGUAAACGUUUCGAGAGAUAUCUCUGGCGGUUUAAAUGAGCCAUACAGUAUGUUUAUUUCCACUAUUGGCGAUGUGUAUGUUGACAACGGCAUGUACAACGGUCGAGUCGAUAAGUGGACACUAAAUGCAACGAGCAGCGUUGUCGCAAUGGACGUUAAUGGAAUUUGCUAUGGACUCUUUAUCGAUGUGAAUGAUCAUCUCUAUUGUUCUUUAGGUGCUUUUCAAAUGGUAAUAAAAAAAUCAUUAAAUGACAGUGUCAACUCAACCACCAUCGUUGCAGGAACAGGAACAGCUGGAACCACACCAUACACGCUUUUCGGACCUCGAGGAAUAUUUGUCGACCUUGAACUCAACCUAUAUGUAGCAGAUUGUUUCAAUAACAGAAUCCAGUUCUUUCUAAUGAACAAUUCAAGCGCCACUACAAUAGUUGGAAAUGGAUCUAAUGAAAUGAUUACACUUUUGUAUCCAAUAGCAAUCGUUUUUGACGCGGAUGGACAUCUAUUUAUUCUUGAUUAUGGUAGUAGUCGCGUCGUUGGCCCGGGAUUCAACGGUUAUCGAUGUAUAAUUGGAUGUAUGGGUUCGGGUUCGGCAUCAGACCAACUGUAUCAACCGACAAGUCUUAGUUUCGAUAGUUAUGGUAAUUUAUUUGUUGCUGAUACUUAUAACAAUCGAGUGCAAAAGUUUCUCUUAAUAACAAAUUCAUGCAAUGAAUCAACAACUUUGCAAAAUACAUUGGAGACCACUGCGAAUAUGCAACUAAUCUCGACCAAUGCUGUCAAAACGACUACUUCAUCUCUGACCACUCUUCAAAUAAACUCUAAUACAGUUUCUUAUCAAAGUGGUGGACAACAAUCAUCUGCUUUUCUUCCAUCGUGUCCAAAUUGUAAUAUAUCCAAUGUGACGUGUGAUAUCCUUCGACCAUGUCAAAAUAAUGCUACAUGUUCUUCUGACAACACUACACUUCUUGGCUACAGUUGCAAAUGUUUGCCUGGCUUUAACGGUACCCAAUGUCAAUAUAACUAUCGUCCAUGUCAAUCGAGUACUUGUCUCAAUAAUGGAAUAUGUAAUGAAACAUCCAACACAACAUUUACGUGUUCAUGUUCGUCUGGUUGGCAGAAUAGUCAUUGCGAAACAAAAAUCAACUAUUGUAAAGCGACAACGUGUUUAAAUCGAGGCGUUUGCCAACCACUGUUACUUAAUUACACCUGUCAAUGUUUUUCCGGAAGUUAUUCUGGUCAGCAUUGUGAAAUAACAUCGAGUAGAACUGUGGCUUUUCAGACGCUUUCUAAAUCAUUUGCUUAUAUUGUAAUUGUUGCAAUAAUAAGUACUGCAAUGUUUAUUAUUGUCAUGGAUGUGCUGAAGUAUGGUUUCAAUAUUGAUCCAGCAGGUAAAGAUCUUCUCAAGAGAAAACAAGCGAAGAAAGGAAGCAGAUCUAGGCGACCAGGCAUUACGCGAUAUAUUUAUGUCAAUGCACUACCAUUUUGA
This is a messenger RNA of Adineta ricciae, 3429 nucleotides long. The record is from the annotation of a GenBank genome assembly. Lineage: Eukaryota; Metazoa; Rotifera; Eurotatoria; Adinetida; Adinetidae.